GAUGCUUUGAUAAGACGCCUACUGCGUUUGAGUAAUCAGCACUCCUACGCAAGAGGGGGACUCUUGGACUUUAGAGCGGAUCACCCUAGUGGCAAACUGAGCAGCAAGGGUCAGCCUGCAGUCACAUAAUAGCACAAACAUCAAAUGAUAGUCCAGUACUUCAGCCUACGCAGCCAAUGGGUCUGCGUCUGGGGUGGACCUAUCGUUCCCGAAGGACUAUAAGAUGUUUAGGAGGCCCAAGGAAAGAUACCAUCCGGUCUAAACUGUCCUGCAACUCAGGUGUGUGGUCCUCUCUCUUUCUCUGCCAAGGAACUCUGUAAUGUUUGAUGUGGUAAAAUGUUUGGUUUUCUUGCAAUAUGUUGUUUAGUAGUAAGUGGGGUAUCUGUAAAAAUGUAAUAACUGAUGGGCAUUCAAUUGAAGAGGGACAUUCCUUCCAAACCAGAUUGUAAGAUGCUCAUUUAAACAGUUUUGCAAUAAGCAGUAGUUUAGAGGGUGAUCUUUAAAGUGCUUGAUAGAUGUUUAAUUCCUGUGUUUUAAGAGGUAAACUGUCAAUAUGAAUCAAGAUUAUUCUUCUCAGUGAAUUCAGAAAGGCAAAUAAAGAUGGAAAUCCAUGUCUAAUUCCAUUCCAAAUUUGCUCAGACAGGCAGAAGUUGCAAUUUACUAGGGAGUCGUGGGUAUGGGUAUUUGACCAACUCCAUUACUAUUCAGCCAAUUCAUUAUGAUUUGAAAUCUUCCUGAAUUAACUGAGUUAAGUUUAACUGAUCCCAAACCUGCCACUGAGUGCCGUUAUUUGUUACGCCAAGAGAAAAACUUUGAAACCACAAAAUGCUUUAGAGAUGGCAAUCCUACCAUCCGGCAGUGGUGGGAAAAGUACUCAAUUGUCAUACUUGAGUAAAAGUAAAGAUGCCUUAAUAGAAAAUUAGUAAAAGUACAACUUGUCAAAAAUAUAAAUAGUUACAUUAUUUUUAGUUAGUUACUUUACACCACUGCCAUCCGGUGCUCAAACCAUGCCUCCACAGACCUAUGGGGUCAAGCUAAUCCUAGCACUUUCAUCUCUCCUCAGGUGCCAUACUCAGCAGCCAUGAAGUUCUCCCUUGCCGCCCUAGUUGUCCUGCUCGCUCUGGCACAUGGUAAGUGAAAAUUCUUCAUAACUGAAAGGAGCACUCUGUCGCUAGUUUCUCCCCUGUAGUAGCAUUCAGAAUUAAUUACACAAUCAUGGCUGAAACAAAAACACACACAGUUUGAUUUGUUUGUCUUCUUAAUUGAUUUUUCUCGUAGAUUGCAUUCUGUAUGGAGAUAUGUGGUUCUAUAACUGCAUUUAACAUAUGUGCACUAUACACUGAGUGUACAAAACAUUAAGAACACCUGCUCUUUCCAUCACAUAGACUGAAUAUGUGAAUCCAGGUGAAAGCUAUGAUCCCUUAUUGAUGUCACUUGUUAAAUCCACUUCAAAUCAGUGUAGAUGAAGGGAAGGAGACAGGUUAAAUAAGGAUGUUUAAGCCUAGAGACAAUUGAGACAUGGAUUGUGUAUGUGUGCCAUUCAGAGUGUGAAAAUAUUUAAGUCCAUUUGAACAGGAUAUGGUAGUAGGUGCCAGGCGCACCGGUUUGUGUCAAGAACUGCAAUACUGCUGGGUUUUCACGCUCAACAGUUUCCAGUGUGUAUCAAGAAUGGUCUACCACCCAAAGGACAUCCUGCUAACUUGACACAACUGUGGGAAGCAUUGGAGUCAACAUGGGCCAGCAUCCCUGUGGAAUGCUUUCGACACUUUAAUAGUCCAUGGCCGAUAAAUUGAGGCUGUGUUGUUCCUAAUGUUUGGUAUACUCAGUGUAUAAUAUAAUAUUAAUGAGAGAUAUGCAACAUAUAGGAAUGUUAUAUUGCAGAGUCGGUGGAUAUAUUUAUAACUCAUGUAUUUUAAAUGACUGUAUGUAGAGAGGGUCUUGUAUGUGCUGUUGUAUGCUAUAUGGGCAUAAAUGGUUUGUGUACAAUGUGGGAAUAUGUUAAUGAAGUUAUCCUCUGGCUACCCAUAGGAAGCCAAGCAGCACAGUCCCCCGAGGUUGAGAAGCUGGCACAGUACUUCCAGGAUCUGUCAGCUCAGCUGACCUCCACCACUCAGGAGCUGAUGCAGAAGAUCCAGUCAGAGUGAGUGACAUUUUUUAAACUAUUAAAUUAUUUGAUAAACCUAUGAAGAACCAGCCCUCCCAACCCAGUCCUAAUUAUAAGAAUUGUGAAGAAAAAAAACAUAACUCAUCCUCAUUCUUUUACCUUAUAAUUUACAAUAAAGAAACAGCAGCCACAACUACUGCUGAAGAAUGGAUGGUUCGCAACAAUCAUAUACAUUCCAACAUUUGAUGAAAAAAGGCUAAUGACCUGCAAAUGCUUUAACAGGCAAUGUGUUUCGAUCCUAUUUUCAAAUAAUAUUUUUGGCACUCCCUUUGUUUAUAUUCAGACCACUAAUCACCCGCUCCCUUCCAAACAGGACAUUCGUAGAGGAUGGAAAGGCCCAGCUGCAGCAGAUCCAGGCCCAGCUGGCACCCCUGGCCGAUAACAUGCAGACCCAGCUGAAGCCCCUGGCUGAGAACAUGCAGGCCCAGCUUAAGCCUCUGGUCGACAACUUCCAGGCUCAGAUGGAAGACCUCUUCCGCAAACUGAUGGACCAGACCAAGUCCCUCGGCCAAUAAAGCAGUUAUGUUUCAACAACCUUACCACCUCGGACCGAAUCAACAGCUCCAUGGACUUACAAUCAGCCAAAACCAAUCCACCAAGAGUUGGAACCAGACAAGCUUUCAACCUUCUGUCUAAGUCUUCUGUGCCAAGACAAAUGUUGUUGACAUGCAAAGACAGACAGCAGUAAUCCAGAACAUUAUUAAAACUUGGAAACUGCUCCUGUGGUCUCUAUUGUAAUUUGUCAUCUAUUAAUUUUCACAGAAAUGUGUUUCCAAUCAUACAUCACUUCACAUAUUUGUUUGGUGUAUGAUUAUUGAAAUCUGUUUAAUUUCUCAAUUUAGGAAUUAUAGUUUCAAUAAUAACCCAUUUUACUCCAUCACAGGUCGUACACUACCAACCCAUUCUCUCAAUUAAAACAUCAAUACACUCCCCUCCGUAUUUAUUUGGACAGUGAAGCAAAAAUGUGUACAUUUGGCUCUACUCCAGCAUUUUGGAUUUUAGAACUAAUGUUUCAUAUGAGGCGACAGUACAAAAUGU
Molecule: messenger RNA, 3202 nt
Organism: Coregonus sp. 'balchen'
Lineage: Eukaryota; Metazoa; Chordata; Actinopteri; Salmoniformes; Salmonidae
Source: the annotation of a GenBank genome assembly